Molecule: messenger RNA, 1569 nt
Organism: Dissoconium aciculare CBS 342.82
Lineage: Eukaryota; Fungi; Ascomycota; Dothideomycetes; Mycosphaerellales; Dissoconiaceae
Product: alpha/beta-hydrolase
Exons: 5
Coding region: 227-1105 (292 amino acids)
Molecular function (GO): hydrolase activity
Source: RefSeq, a predicted model, not a curated record
GCAAAAUUGAGAGACGGAUGAAGCAACAACCAUACACGUGCACGCGUGACGGACUUAACGUAUUAUAUCCGGCCUCUUUGAACUCUCUACUAAGCUUGUGACCGAGGUGAAAUCGCGCAUCAGCCGCCUGACUCUAUUCUGAGAUUAGAGAGCAUCUCCAUCUCAAAGAAAGCAUCGCAGAACGCAUCACAACAGUGAUCAUACAAGCUAAGAGGCCAAACUCAAGAUGUCGUUGAAACAGUGUUGCGCUACUGGUUCGCUCCACACAGGCACGCCGACCGGUCGGGUUGAGAAGCUACAUGGCUUGAAUGUGUAUAUCGCCGAGCCGCCAGCCGGCACAACUGCGAAAGGCAUUGUGGUCAUCAUCCAUGAUGCUUUUGGCAUCGAAUUGCCGAACAAUCGCAUCCUGGCCGACGCAUAUGCCAAAGAGGGCGGCUUCAAGGUCUUGCUGCCAGAAUUCUUUGUACCCGGUACUGGAGUUCCUGCUUCGGCUCUCCUUUCCUUGUCCGCUUUUAACGCGAAGGGCUUCUCCGCUCAAAUCGCUAAAGUCGGCCAUGCUAUCACCCUUGCUCGGACGAUGAUUCCGUUCAUUUUCUACAACCGUCCAUCUGCCGCCGAGCCCAGAGUCUAUGGAUUUCUCCAGGCAUUGAAGCAACAUGAAGCCGCGAACUUGCCUGUUGGCGUCGCUGGCUUCUGCUGGGGUGGGUACUUCGUCGCCAAAAUCUGCUCGGGCGUCUUGCAGCCUGUGGACCCCACGUCCCCGCCAGUGGUCGCCUGCGGCUUCACCGCUCACCCGUCGUUCUUGAAGUACCCGAAAGACAUCGAGGCUGUGAAAUUACCCUUUGCUGUAGCUGCCUCCGAGCACGAUAUUCAGAUGUCGCCUGCGAAUGCCAAAUCCACGCGCGAAAUUCUCGAGCGUAAAAACAAGGAGAAUUUGGCAGCCGGCACCAGCGCUACUGUUCAGCACGAGUUUGUGCUGUACGAAGGUGCACACCACGGCUUUGCCGUUCGUGCCGACGAGGACGCGACGCAUGAGGCCGAGCAGGGCAAGAAAGCAGAGGCACAGGCCAUCGCUUGGUUCACUAAAUGGUUUCCUGAAGCUUGAAACACAUCACCAGUUCGAUUCACACCCGCCGCUCUUGUCUCGGCCGCCGCGUGGGUCGCAAUUGGAUGUUCAGUCUAAAAAUGGGCUACUUUUGAAUGAGAAGACGUCCUUCAUCAUGCGGUCCACUCGCCUGGUUGGUCGGAACAUUUCACAUGCAGUACGUUCUUGAAUGGAAUCAGCAGUGAUGUUUCGCCCGAUAUACUACUCGAUCCGAACAAUAUUUUUCUCUCAUCGAUCGCACCUGGGACACCCCAACUGGAAUAGCCUCUAGGUAUGCUGAACUACCGCUUUCGUCUAACACGCAUUAACCAUAUUCCACGUCUGGUGUCCAGUAUAGCUUCAUGUCUGCUGAUUUAUGACGACGCUCGCGUCAUGGACUUCAAAUAUGGCUCUUAGCUCGAUCUUCCCGAAACUUCGAAGCUCUGUCUUCACAUGCAAGCCGGUUUGAAGUAUGUCUGAAAUGG